AUGGAUUCGCCUGAAUUUGGGUAUAUAUACCAUUUGAAAAUGUAAGCAAAUCAUUAGUUUCAUUUACUAAAUUAUAAUAUCAACAUGAACCGUUACUUUGUUGCCGCUUAUUUCGCCGUCAUCUUGGCUGUUGUUAACUGCAGUGUAUAUGGUGGCUUGGGUGGAUACGGAGUUCAACCUGGUGGUUAUAGCUUGUCAAGAAACCCUGCUGCUGUAGUAGCAGUUACUGGUCCAUUGAGUUAUGCCCCAGUACCUCAUCUACGCGGUCUCAUCAGCCCAUACGGUGUCGCUCCAUAUGGUGUCAGUCGCUUAGGAAGACCUAGUGCUGCAUCUGCAGCUUCUUCUGCUGCUGCUGCCAGUGGAAAUCGCGGAUAUGGUGUGCCUUUGGGCUAUAGCGGCUUGGGUUCAAUUUAUUAGACUGUGAUCAAUGAAACAUAAAAUAAGAAUAAUAAAAUCCUUGAAUUAAAAUAAAUAA
Molecule: messenger RNA, 475 nt
Organism: Teleopsis dalmanni
Lineage: Eukaryota; Metazoa; Arthropoda; Insecta; Diptera; Diopsidae
Product: cuticle protein 65-like
Exons: 2
Coding region: 85-417 (110 amino acids)
Source: RefSeq, a predicted model, not a curated record